Messenger RNA from Ornithodoros turicata, 2229 nucleotides. RefSeq names its product heat shock protein 68-like. Lineage: Eukaryota; Metazoa; Arthropoda; Arachnida; Ixodida; Argasidae. Gene Ontology annotation, cellular component: nucleus; cytoplasm; cytosol. The record is from RefSeq and is a predicted model, not a curated record. The transcript has a single exon. Gene Ontology annotation, molecular function: ATP-dependent protein folding chaperone; ATP binding.
AGCGAGUAGGCGGCAUGUGGUUCGUCGAUUCCAUUCUGGGCGGUUGCCGACGCUUCGCGAAGGCGAGAGCGCCGUAUAAAUAGCGCUCGCUCGCGCUGGUCAGCAAUCAUUGAAGCUUCAACGCAACGCUUUUCAAAGCAAGUUCAACGUUCUCUUCGAGAGAAUACACAAACGCUACAGAAUGCCUUCACGAACCAAGAGUGGAGCCCCGGCUAUCGGCAUCGACUUGGGAACCACGUAUUCCUGCGUCGGUGUCUUCCAGAAUGGUCGGGUGGAGAUCAUCGCAAACGAUCAAGGCAACCGGACGACGCCGAGCUACGUCGCCUUCACCGACACCGAACGGCUCAUCGGGGACGCUGCAAAGUCACAAGUCGCCCUCAACCCCGAGAACACAGUGUUUGACGCCAAGCGCCUCAUCGGACGCAAGUACGACGACCCCAAAAUCCAGGGUGAUCUCAAACACUGACCCUUCAAAGUUGUGUCAGACUGUGGGAAGCCAAAGAUAGCGGUCGAGUUCAAAGGGGAACAGAAGAGGUUCAAUCCCGAGGAGAUCAGCGCAAUGGUCCUGACCAAGAUGAAAGAGACGGCUGAAGCAUACUUGGGUCAAACAGUGACUGAUGCAGUCGUCACCGUCCCAGCCUACUUCAACGAUUCCCAACGUCAGGCGACGAAAGACGCGGGAGCCAUAGCUGGACUGAACGUACUCAGGAUCAUCAACGAACCAACAGCUGCUGCUCUGGCUUACGGUCUUGACAAGAACCUCCAGGGCGAGAAGAACGUCUUAAUUUUCGACUUGGGCGGAGGCACUUUUGACGUAUCUGUCCUCACCAUCGAUGAGGGGUCAAUGUUCGAAGUCCGCUCCACUGCGGGAGACACUCACCUCGGAGGAGAAGACUUCGACAACAGAAUGGUGACCCACUUUGUCGAAGAGUUCCAGAGAAAGCACCGCAAAGACCUUCGUAAGAGUGCCAGAGCUCUACGCCGUCUACGAACUGCCUGCGAGCGAGCCAAGAGAACUCUAUCCAGCAGUGCGGAAGCGAGCAUCGAAAUCGACGCCCUCUUCGAAGGCAUCGACUUCUACAGCAAGAUCACCCGCGCUCGCUUCGAAGAACUCUGCAUGGACCUCUUCCGCAGCACGCUCGAACCGGUGGAGCGGGCCCUCAACGACGCCAAGAUGGGCAAAUCGCAGAUUCACGACGUUGUCCUCGUUGGCGGCUCGACCCGAAUUCCCAAGAUUCAGAAACUGCUCCGCGACUACUUCAACGGCAAAGAACUGUCGAUGUCCAUCAACCCGGACGAAGCCGUCGCCUACGGAGCUGCCGUCCAAGCUGCUGUCCUCAGCGGAGACAGCAGCGAGGCGAUCCGAGACGUUCUUCUGGUUGAUGUCGCCCCUCUUUCCUUAGGCAUCGAGACUGCCGGUGGCGUCAUGACAAAGAUCGUCGAGCGGAACAGCCGCAUCCCGUGCAAGACGUCGCAGACCUUCACAACCUAUUCGGACAAUCAACCAGCAGUCACGAUUCAGGUGUAUGAAGGUGAACGGGCCAUGACCAAAGACAAUCACCUCCUGGGAACCUUCAACCUCAACGGUAUCCCUCCAGCUCCCCGAGGAGUUCCGCAGAUCGAAGUAACGUUUGACCUCGACGCUAACGGUAUCUUACACGUCUCUGCUCGGGACAAAAGCACGGGAAAGCAAGAAUCCAUUCGCAUAACGAAUGACAAAGGGCGGUUGAGUAAGGAAGAGAUUGAUCGGAUGCUGAGCGAGGCUGAAAAGUACUCCCAGGAAGACGAACGGCAACGGGAACGUGUGGCUGCCAGGAACGGACUGGAGUCCUACGUGUACUCCGUCAAACAGGCUGCUGAAGAGUCAGGAAGCAGGUUGGACGCGGCUGAUCGGGAUAAGGUCCUGUCAAUCUGCAAGGACGCAAUCAGCUGGAUCGACUCUAACACGUUGGCUGAGAAGGAAGAAUAUGAGCACAGACUGAAGGAGUUGCAGCAGGCCUGCAGCCCCAUCAUGAGCAAGCUCCACCAGGGCGGUGGAGAUGGCCCGAAGCACUCAAACUUCAGCAGUCAGAGAUCCGGACCAACUGUUGAAGAAGUUGAUUGAUGAGUACCAGGUCCCUAGGAAGUUCAUUUUGAAAAUCUGGAGGACUCUACCGUUAGACAAGUGGUAGUAAUUUAUUUGUAAAUAUGUACAUUUGUAUAAAGUAUCUAUUUGAGCAAUAAAUACCU